GCGGCCGCACCACCCCUCCCCUGUACUAUUGUCGCGUGGUUAAAAAAAUUCAAAAUGGCGCCUUUCAAGGUCGCAAAGGACCUUGGGAGUCAUUCUUUGGUUAUCUCGGUCAAAAAAGGCCGUAAAUUAUUCAUAUUUUGGAAGACUAGGCAUUAACUCGUCACSAAAGRCCGCCAUUUUUGUCAUUUUAGACACUUGGACUCGCAUUUGGUACCAAAAAACUAUGGAUUUUGCUUCUAAUUGCGUUUGAAAUUGUCCAUAUAAAUAUGGCAUGAUUGGGUUGGAGGAAGCUGUUAUUGAUGAAAAUAUUAGUCCCGACCCUGCAAUCUUGGCAGCUACGAACUAUCGAAAGAAGCAUUUUCCAUUAGCAGAAUUCAACCGAAGAAGAAAAGAAGAAAUAAGAUGCUUAUUAUCAACUAAACUUCAGCGAGAUGAAACUAUUGUUGCUUUAAAAAGUCAAAUAAGCGAACUAGAUACGCAGAUUUUGUGCUUGAAUGAUCAAAUACAUCGAUUACAGAAGUUGCUUCACAGCAAAGAAGAAACAUUGAGGAGAAGAAAAAGAAAGAAUAAUGAAAUCGAUACCACUAAUGCUGAAGUAAGGCUACCACCAAAGGUUCCAAAAAAAUUAUGUAGCAUCUCAAGCACAAUCACAAAAGACUCCAGUGAAAAGUUAACCUUGUCAAGGAACCAGUCUUUUUUGCGAAAGAAGAAAACCAUUGCCGCACUUAAGCCUAUACAUUGUGGAACCGACCGUUGGUCUGCAGCUCAAAAUGAAGACAUCACUCCUAUAUUGGAUGGUCUGUGGACCACACUUAUUGCUACAACUUCUGAAGAUCAGAUGAGAACAUAUAUUGAGAAAUCCAAGCUUUGUAMUGACAAAAUAAUCCCAAAGAUGGUUAAAGAAGCUGUAAAAAGAUAUGAAGGCAGUGAUGGAAAUAAGACAAGAAGUAUGCGUGCACUCUAUGAGGGAGGUCUGAUUAGCUCACGAAAGUAUACUCGAGUUAGGAAUUGUUCAGACAUUGUUAAAAAUACCGAAACAAAAAAGAAAGUAGGAUCAACUGAGUUUAUGAAAGACUGUCCAGUUCCAAAGCUUCUACCUUACAAGGCAUUAAUGAGCUUUAUAAGAAGUAUUGAUAUUGGUGAGGUGCAAGAUGUAGACACAAUUGCUUCAAAGUACUCCUUGGACCCAGUUCCUGGCAUGUUUAGACCUUUAAAGCCAUUUUUGCUCCGCUUGGCUGAUCUGUAUCUAUUUCUGCACUCAAAAGUUCCUUGCAUCCAUUGGUUUAAUGAAAAGGAAAAUGAAUUCCUUGUUGCUGUUGGCGCUGAUGGUGCCCCAUUUGGUCGAGAUGACACAGCUACAGSUACAUGUACAAAAUGUUAUUUAAUGGUAAAACAGCAAAAGCAACAACAACUAAAAACACUAGCUGAGGACGUUCAUCAUUUAUUAUUCAACAACACUAGCAUUUGGAAUAAAAAMUGUUGUUUGUUUUUGCUUUAUUUGCUUAUCAUUUAUUUAUGCAGGAAAAUKCAAUGCUAAUAAUAAUAACAACAGCUCUCAAUACCARCCCAAGGCAUAUGUAUAUUUCCUCUAUUGGUGGGGAAAUAAUUAUGAAAAUCAAUAUCAAAUCACUCURGUGAUCAACUCUUACAUUGUAAGUGAUUACUAAAAAAGAUAAUAAAA
Molecule: messenger RNA, 1681 nt
Organism: Exaiptasia diaphana
Lineage: Eukaryota; Metazoa; Cnidaria; Anthozoa; Actiniaria; Aiptasiidae
Exons: 3
Coding region: 272-1537 (421 amino acids)
Source: RefSeq, a predicted model, not a curated record